Messenger RNA from Protobothrops mucrosquamatus (brown spotted pit viper), 2708 nucleotides. RefSeq names its product zinc finger and BTB domain containing 2 (gene ZBTB2). Gene Ontology annotation, biological process: regulation of transcription by RNA polymerase II. The record is from RefSeq and is a predicted model, not a curated record. The transcript is spliced from 2 exons. Gene Ontology annotation, molecular function: DNA-binding transcription factor activity, RNA polymerase II-specific; protein binding; RNA polymerase II cis-regulatory region sequence-specific DNA binding. Bases 3 to 1538 code for a protein of 511 amino acids. Gene Ontology annotation, cellular component: nucleus. NCBI's taxonomy places the organism in Eukaryota, Metazoa, Chordata, Lepidosauria, Squamata, Viperidae.
AGAUGGAUUUGGCCAACCAUGGACUUAUUCUUCUACAGCAGCUUAAUGCUCAGAGGGAGUUUGGUUUCCUGUGUGACUGCACAGUUGCUAUUGGUGAUGUGUACUUUAAGGCACACAAAUCCGUCCUUGCCUCUUUUUCCAACUACUUCAAGAUGUUGUUUGUUCAUCAAAGCAGUGAAUGUGUCCGCUUGAAGGCUGCUGACAUACAGCCAGAUAUUUUCAGUUACCUCUUGCAUUUGAUGUAUACUGGAAAGAUGGCACCUCAGCUCAUAGAUCCCAUUCGACUCGAGCAAGGGAUAAAAUUCUUGCAUGCAUACCCACUGAUCCAGGAGGCCAGUCUUGCCAGUCAAGGAAACUUUGCACACCCAGAGCAAGUUUUCCCAUUGGCAUCAUCAUUGUAUGGAAUUCAAAUUGCAGAUCACCAAGCCAGAAAUCCCACAAAGGCAGUGACGGCACCUGACAAGCCUUUGCGAGAAGCACGGCCCCAGCUCUCGAGAGUGAACCAAGAACAGGUGCACGAACCCUCCCAACUAUCCCAGAUACCACCACCAGGUUUGCCUCAAGUGCCCCCAACAAAUAUGGUUCCCCCUGACCCACUGCAGUCUUCACUGUCUCCCGAGUUAGUAUCAGCUCCUUCUCAUCCUUCACCUGGAGAUGAAACCAACAUGGAAGCCUCUUCCUCAGACGAUCAACCUGCCUCUCUCACCAUAGCGCAUGUCAAACCGAGCAUUAUGAAAAAAAAUGGAAGCUUUCCCAAAUACUAUGCCUGCCACCUCUGUGGUCGGCGUUUCAAUUUGCGAAGUAGCUUGCGUGAGCAUCUCCAGAUUCAUACGGGGGUGCCCUUCGCAUCCAACCAGCACGGGGAAAGUAGCAUUCCCUUGUCUCUUUGUAAUAAUGCUCUUGAAAAAGAUGCUAUGGAUGCAACCGAGGCCGGAAUGAUCAGUGACAGUGAGCUGCAGCAGAUCUCAGAUUCACCCAUAAUUGACGGGCAGCAGCAAGCAGAAACCCCUCCACCCUCGGAUAUUGCUGAUAUUGACAAUUUGGAGCAGGCAGAUCAAGAAAGAGAAGUGAAAAGGCGGAAAUACGAAUGCUCCAUUUGUGGACGCAAGUUCAUUCAGAAAAGCCACUGGAGAGAGCACAUGUACAUACAUACCGGCAAGCCUUUCAAGUGCAGUACUUGUGACAAAAGUUUCUGCCGGGCCAAUCAAGCUGCUAGGCAUGUAUGUCUCAACCAAAGCACGGAUACCUACACUGUGGUGGACAAGCAGACUCUGGAGCUCUGUACCUUUGAGGAAGGCAACCAGAUGGACAACAUGUUAGUACAGACCAACAAACCCUAUAAGUGCAACUUGUGUGACAAGACAUUCUCCACGCCUAAUGAAGUUGUCAAACAUUCUUGCCAAAGUCAGAACUCCGUCUUUACUUUAGAAGAGGAAAGAUCCAUUCUACUCAGCGGGGGAGAUGCUGAAACCACAGAGAGCGAUCAUUCAGUUUUAGACUCUAUCAAAAAAGAACAGGAAGCAGUAUUGUUAGAUUGAUUGUGAAACUUGGGGGGGUUUUUUUGUAACAAAAGGUUAUGUUUGUUUAUUCAUAUUUUUUAUUAAACUUAUCUUCCUCCCCUCUCCCCACUAUAACUUCACUGACAUGAAAGGAAGUCUGGCUCUAUUCCCAGUAAAAGCCUAACAUUAAUAAAGGGUAUUAUAUCAAAUUAUAACUAUUGAUUUUAAUGAUAAGAAAGAAAAUAUGUAGGAGUAAAUUCCUUACCUUGGAAACUAUGUUACAGUGAUAAAUUGCUCAAUGACAGGACUGUAAACAAUUUGAAAGAUUGUUUAAUUAUACGCUUGAAUGCACUGAGAAGGUGAGAAGAAAACUAUGUUGGUCAAGUUUCAAUUGUUUAUUCUCAAACCUGAUUACUUGUUAGAGGAAGAUUAGUUAAGGAAAUUGAUUCCUAAGUGAAAUGCCUAUAGCUGUGUCUAUUAGUCAUUUUACAAAUGCUCAGAAAUUCCUUUAAUAGAAGCAAUCCAUUUUUUUUAAUCUACACAAUUUUUGACAAAUGUUUAUGUUCAGAUCAGUCCACUGAUAUUAUAUCCAUUCACAAAGAAUAAGAAUAUGAUCCUAAGCACACUUGAGUUGGUGGUAGAUCCUAUCCAUGGGGCUCAAACUUCUCAGCAAAAUGUGCUCAGGAUCAUAUUUCAUUAAAGUAGCAGUAAUAAUGUGAUGGCAAUCAUUUUAUAUGCAUAAUGUGUGUGCCUGUGUGCGUGCACAAGUGUAUUUACUUCAGGCAUGUAUGUACCGCAUGCACCCUUUUCAAAUUGACCACUUUUUUGAAAACAGUUUUUAAUAUCAGUAAAAAUACUCUUUUCAGAAGCGUAUUUAAAUUACACUGACCAUAUGAAUAUUUAUAUCUGAAUUAAAAUGAAUAAUGUUGAAGCCUAUUAUGGGUCAAAACCUGAAGGAAGUGAAUUAGAAGAACUCUACAAAGUAGUCCUUGCACCUCCCUCCCUAUGGGAGUAACAGUUUUCAGCCUGUUUUUGAGAUACAGAAAAGAAGAAAAACAAUCAAAGCAAUGGUCUGAAUUUACCUGAUUAAUAAAUGAAAAUUACGAGAAAGGGAAUCGGAUCUUAAUUUUUAAUUACUAGCAUCAUUUUAUAACAGAGCAAAAUAGAAGAAUGACCAAAUUAUAUCAUGGCUGGUUUUCAGGUUAAAGU